This is a messenger RNA of Exophiala mesophila, 681 nucleotides long. RefSeq lists its product as uncharacterized. The record is from RefSeq and is a predicted model, not a curated record. Bases 1 to 675 code for a protein of 224 amino acids. The transcript has a single exon. Lineage: Eukaryota; Fungi; Ascomycota; Eurotiomycetes; Chaetothyriales; Herpotrichiellaceae.
AUGAGAGAACGAGCAGUAAUUCAAGAUCCUCGCAGGUCCGACCGAGCGACGGUCGUCAAAAACUUUGCACGCGAUUAUCAACCACCAACCGAGACAAUCCAACACUUUGAAUCGAUGCCAUGGACCAAAUCCUGGAUGACAGACCCCAAAUACACCAUCACGCCAUUCUGGUCACGGCACGAAAAACCGGGCAAUUCAGAAGACUUUUUCUUCGCACGAACCAUCAAUACAGAAUCAACCAUCCCUCACACUGUGGUGUUGUGCCAUCGAUUCGGACAACCACCGGAAGUUGGAAGCGGGGAUAUUGCAAUUGACGAGUCGACACCGGAUCUAGUGGUGUUGCUACAGCUAGGCGAGAAGGGCUUGGAUGGACAUCCAUCGAUCAUCCAUGGCGGUGUCACUUGUGCUUUACUCGAUGAAAUGCAGAGCGAGGUUGUCCUCAUGUACCGUCGGCUGAUUGGCGGCGAUGCCUUGGCCGAUGCUCUCUUUACUGCAAACCUUGAUGUCAAUUACCGCGCACCGGUUCCGACUCCGGGUGCUUGUUUGAUCAAGUGUUGGCUGGUCAGUCGUGAUAAGAGGAAGUGGAAGACGAAAGCGAAAAUGGUCGAUGGUGAUGGCAAGUUGUUGGCUGAGGGCGCGGCUAUUUGGGUUGUCAAACCGAGAGAGAAAAUUUGAUUUUCA